CCAAGCACUACACAUCCCCGUACCAAACUAUCCACCUGCAACACUGAUACAGCAAAAGAUUGCCUGGCGGAAGGCUCAGAAGACUUCACAACGACGCUGUUACCUACAUCCACGAUUCGCGCGCUGCCAGCAAGUUCCAUCAUGCGCUACUAACCUGCAUCUCAAUGCGAUGCCCACAACCCUACAACCGGCCGUCUUGUUCGCUUGCUCAGUCCAGCCAUGUACUUGCCACGUCUAUUGAUAUCUCAGCUUUACACGAAUCUCGUCCGUUCACAUCAUCCUCUUUCGCCGCCUGUCCUUCUUCUGGUCGCUCUCGAACCGGACUCAUUAUGUGCCUGCCGUAUCCUCACCUCAUUACUCAAACGCGACUAUGUCCCACACAAGAUCCAGCCAGUCUCCGGGUAUGCAGACCUUGCAAGAGCCGGAGAAGAGUUGGUGCGGCCUAUGAAAACCACAGCAGGCGGUAGCGGAGGUGUUGUCAUCUGCCUCGGAGUAGGUGGUCUUGUUGACCUAGGAAGCCUGCUGGGUCUGGAAGAUGAAGACAUUCCAGAAGUGAUGGGCGGCGUGGAGGUAUGGGUUCUAGAUGCCAGACGCCCCUGGAACUUGUCCAAUAUUUUUGGUGGACUGCCCUCGGAACCACAGGUUGUGGAAACCGACACCAACACAAGGAGGACCCGGGGGGUGGAAAAGGGCUGCAUUCAAAAGUCAUACAAAUCAGGCAAGGGUGGCAUAAUUGUCUUCGACGAUGGAGACAUCGAUGCUGAACUAGAAGCGGAAAGAGAAGCAUACUGCGCGUUGGUGGAGAUGCCCCAGGUGGAAGAAACUGAGAGUGAUGACGAUGAUAAUGAUUUGGAGGACGAGGACAGCCAAAAUACCUCCUCAAGGAAACGAAAGUCUUGGUCCGACAGAGAUGGAGAGGACGCCGACAUUGACCUAGACGAAGAACGGCCACGUCAACGGCGGAGGAGUAAUUCAGGCUCCUCCAUUGCCUCCACGCCUCGAAGCAGAACUCCUUCUUCCUCUCAGCCGACCUCACCAGCCUCAAAGCCUCCCUCGCCAAAACCACCAACAGCGAAACAACUUCGAAAGCGAUUACGGAAAAUACGAGAAAAACACGAAUUAGUCCUUCAACAGUACAACAGUAUGGGGACGUCUUACUCGGAGCCCAUAUCAACUCUGGCCUACUCCCUGGCCUCAGCCCUGGGCCGGGAAGAUAACGAUCUCCUAUGGCUUGCCAUCAUCGGCGUCACAUCUCUAGAACUCUACGGCCAUACCUCUACUGGUCUAGGGACCUCCGUCUCUACGACGAACACGCACGAGCACCACAGAUCAUGGCGCUCAACGCGCUCCUCGCAGACAUACGCCCUCUUACGAGACGAAGUGCGUCGUCUCAACCCUCCACCAGCCGAUCAGUCACCCACCAUAUCACCCGGCGCCGGCGGCACAAGCUCGCCCAGCGACACCUCCAUCCGACUUUCCCCAGAUCCUCGCUUCCUCCUUCUCCGACACUGGUCCCUCUACGACAGCAUGCUCCACUCACCUUACCUGGCGUCACGACUACAUGUCUGGAACGAGUCUGGGGUCAAAAGGCUGCACAAGCUCCUUGCCAAGAUGGGCGUAUCACUCACCCAGUGCAAGCAGACCUAUACGCAUAUGGACAUGGACCUGAAGAAAUCGCUCCGCCAACGACUCCUCAAAUAUGCUGGCGUGUACGGCCUGGAUGACCUCGUCCCAUCUGGCUCGGGCCGCGCAUCCUAUGACCAAGAAGGAUGGGGCUUCAUCCGGUCUUGGGGUUGGAAAGCACAACUCUCCGCCGUCGAUGUCGGCGUUAUACUCGGCGCCAUACUUGACGUUGGGACAACGCAUAUCCCAGCCACGCCAUCCAUCUCAUAUUCAAGCUUUUCUGAAUCUUCCCAGCGGACAAAUACCGCCGACGACGUGCCCGAGCGGUCCCAAGCCCUAUUGCCGCGGUUCUUCGCCGCAUACGACGCCCUCGCUCCAAAUCAACCGCGUCAUCUCCUGGCUGCAAUCCCUGUAGCCCAGCAUCUGCUCCGGUCCGUCUUACGGACGGGCUCGUCACUGCUGAUGAAGCAUCAGAUCCGCCAUCUGCGUGCGUUCAGGAUGGGCGUGGUCAAGGACGGGCCUGAUCUCGCGCUGUUCGCGAAUAGUCCCGGCGCGUUGGUCAAACUGGCAUUGUGGGUCGGCGAAGCUGUUGCUGUGAACGAGCGGGACAAAAAAGGUUCUGAGGGUGCGACGCCAUUGGUUCUCGCAGCCCUCGAUGAGGUGAGGGGGACAUACGUCGUCGUGGGGACAGGUGGGGGUAUUGGUGGAGGCGAGGAUCUCGAUGCACGGAAGGAGAAGGCGGAGCGAAAGGCGAAGAAAGAAACGGAGCGAGAGGCCAAAAGGAAGGUCAGAGAGGAGAAGCGGGCGGCGAGGAAGGCGCAGCGGGAGUUGAAUGGAGAUGAUAGUGAUUUUGAUGAUAGUGAGAGCGAGUCAGAGGAAGAAGAAAGCGACGAGGAAAGCGAAGAUGAGGAUGAAGAAGAGAUGACAAGGCGGAACAAACGUGGGUACGGGCAUAAUCGAUUUGGCAUUGCAUUCCAAGAGGUUGUGGAAGAGACGAACGCGAGAGUCAAGAUUGACAGUUUCGACCAUUGCAUUGUCGAGGUGAAGAAGGAAGAUCUUGGAGGGUUCUUGGAGGGGUUGAGUUUGAAGGCUGUUGUGGGGAGAUGAUGUGAUGGACUGUGGUUUGAGGGGAGUGAUUGUGAUGGUGAUGGUGAUGGUGGAGAAUGGUGUCUUGAUGAGUCUGUUUACGCAAAGCGCUUACGUUUUCCAUUUGCAUAUGCUUGGGUUUUGGUUUCGUUGGUUGCGGCAUGGAGCAUUUCUGCGAAUGUACAGCCAUUACGACUAUCGUGGCCUGGCAAGCAACGAUGGAUUGAUCGACAUGGACGGUGUUAAAUGGGCAUUAGCAUGAGCAUACUCCGUAUAAGCCUGGCCUUCAUGAUACGUUGCGGACCGGCAUGAUCCAAGAUGAAUGCUGCUUUCUCAGCUUGAAGGGCUCGGAGAAUAUGAAAGCGGUACUGUCAGGAUUUGGCUGCUCGGUGUCCUCCACUGAGUCUGGGGUCCGCCCGUACAGUAGACUAGGCGUCGCUCUUCGAAAGGGCCGGUGAUGACAUACAACGG
Messenger RNA from Exophiala xenobiotica, 3180 nucleotides. RefSeq lists its product as uncharacterized. Bases 220 to 2730 code for a protein of 836 amino acids. Gene Ontology annotation, biological process: double-strand break repair via break-induced replication; mitotic DNA replication preinitiation complex assembly; DNA replication initiation. The record is from RefSeq and is a predicted model, not a curated record. Gene Ontology annotation, molecular function: single-stranded DNA binding; DNA replication origin binding; chromatin binding. The transcript has a single exon. Gene Ontology annotation, cellular component: DNA replication preinitiation complex. Lineage: Eukaryota; Fungi; Ascomycota; Eurotiomycetes; Chaetothyriales; Herpotrichiellaceae.